This is a messenger RNA of Drosophila elegans, 1424 nucleotides long. RefSeq names its product prostaglandin E synthase 2 (gene Su(P)). The coding region runs from base 86 to 1342 and encodes 418 amino acids. The record is from RefSeq and is a predicted model, not a curated record. NCBI's taxonomy places the organism in Eukaryota, Metazoa, Arthropoda, Insecta, Diptera, Drosophilidae. Gene Ontology annotation, molecular function: prostaglandin-E synthase activity. Gene Ontology annotation, cellular component: mitochondrion. The transcript has 3 exons.
CCAUUCCUAACUCGUUCUAGUCGCGAAUUAACAAUCGCUAACUUUUGCAUAAUAUUUAGUAUUAGUCAAAACAAAGGUGCAAAUUAUGUCAUGUUUUCGGCUGGCGACUGCCACCGUCCUAACUGGUGUCCGUCCUCCGCCGGCGGGAAGCGGAAGCGUAGCCCUGCGCCUGCUGACCCGUAAACAAAACCCGGAAUUUGCAUUUGCUCGCCGCCAGUUUGCACAAGCGGUGGAAAACGGCGGAGCCAAGAAGAAGCCGAAUGGAACCUUUAAGCUGGCUAUUUUGGGGGCGACAGUGGGCGCAGCCGCAGGAUCGGUGUACACCAUGUACCAGCGCUGGACGGACGGCAGUUCGCACAAGGAGCACGAGGAGACUAAGCCGCAGUGUCUGGGCGGAGUUCCGGCAGGUGUGCGGAUAACCAAGCGCUAUGUGAACCCCAAGGACAACUCCGGACUGGACAUUGUGCUGUUCCAGUUCCAGACGUGUCCCUUCUGCUGCAAGGUGCGCGCCUUCCUCGACUACAUGGGCAUCUCCUAUGCGGUUGUCGAAGUGGACGCCGUUCUCCGGCAGGACAUCCGCUGGUCGUCGGUGAAGAAGGUGCCCAUGGUGCUUAUUCGGCAGCAGGACGGCCAAUACGUGCAGAUGGUGGACUCCAGUGCCAUCAUAUCUCUGAUAGCCACCUAUCUGCAGGACAAGCGCACGGACAUCGGCGAACUGGCGCAGUACUAUCCGCACACAUCCUUCUUCGAUGAUGAUGGCAAGAAGAAGAACGACAUAUUAAACAAAUAUUUCCUCAUGUAUCGGGAAAACACGCCAAAGGGAGUGUCCAAGGAAACGGAGGAGACCGAUCGCAAGUGGAGAUCCUGGGCUGACAGCCACCUGGUGCACCUGAUAUCGCCGAACUGCUACCAAACCAUGGGUGAGUCCCUGGAGACUUUCGAGUGGUUCUCGCAGGCCGGCGAGUGGGAUGUCCACUUUCCCAAGUGGGAACGCAACCUGAUGGUCUACUGUGGCGCCACCGCCAUGUGGGCCAUUGCCAAGAUGCUAAAGCGUCGCCACGCCCUCACCGACGACGUCCGGUCGCACAUGUACGACGCGCUGGACCAGUGGACUGCCGAACUGAAAAAACGAAAUACGAAAUUCAUGGGCGGCAAACAGCCCAGCCUGGCUGAUCUCUCUGUUUUCGGCGUCCUCAGCAGCAUGGAGGGUUGUCAGACGUUUAAGGAUUGCCUGCAGAACACUAGCAUUGGAAAGUGGUUCUAUGAUGUCAAGGCGUUGGUGGAAAAGAAUCGAGGGCAUUUGCAUAGGGAACGCGUCGAAGGCCUGGCCGCUAUAGCUUAGAAGAAAUCAUCUGCACCAGUUUUAUCCAAAGAUUGUUGAAAAUAACCGAACUGUUCAAUAAAAGAUUCAUCUUUUAUCCAAA